AUCGACAUUCUGGCCUCUGUUUACUCGGUCGUGCUCGCAUGCUCGGGACAGGUUUCGGAUUCGGCUGCAGCUUAGCUCACUCCUGAACUGCUUUCCCGCACGUCCGCUAUGGGGCUCCUGAGGCCUGUUCUCUCGAUGCUCAUAGCAGCGUCAAUUUCUGCACGGUCUCUGCAUCGCAAAUCUUUGUCGCCCUCGGGAGCGCUUGCGGGCUUCGUCGUUCUCACCGCCACGCUGAUGGCAGGCCCUAGGUUUGGAGCGAUCAUUCUUGCGUUUUUCUUCAGCUCUUCAACGUUGACCAAGGUAAAAGCAGAUGAGAAGAAGAAUAUCGAAGAAGAUCACAAGGAAGGUGGACAACGUGAUUGGUCGCAGGUGUUGGCCAAUAGCGCCGUGGGCACGAUAUUGUCGAUUUGUGUUGCCUAUGCGACUGGCUUCCAAGAUAGGUGUUUCGACACCAAGGAAGCUCCUUUGGUGACAGGCUUACUCGGAGGCAUACUGGGACAUUAUGCUUGUUGCAAUGGUGACACUUGGUCUUCUGAGAUUGGAGUUUUGAGCAGUAGUACUCCUCGUCUUAUAACAACCUUUCGGCAAGUACCACGAGGCACCAAUGGAGGAGUGAGUCUACUAGGACUGUUCGCAGCAGCCGCAGGUGGCGCCUUCAUAGGCUUGACGUUUUUUAUCGUAGGAUAUUUCACUGCAAGCUGCACCGGCCGGACUGGCAGUGCGCAAUGGCUCCUGUUACCUAUAGGAACUGCCGUUGGUCUGCUUGGUAGCCUGUUCGAUUCUGUUUUGGGAGCAACAGUUCAGUUUAGUGGCAAUUGUGCGGUUCGCAAGAAGGUGGUUGGGAAGCCCGGGCCAACGGUGAAGAGAAUAUCUGGUUAUGAUAUACUAACGAACACAGGUGUCAACUUUGUAUCUGCUUUACUCAUGUCCUUGGCAACUGCUGCCGCCUGCCUGUACAUCUUCUGAUAAAUUUCUGAAGAGUAUUGCUCAGUUGAAGCCUUGCUCCAGUUUAAAAAAAAUUUGCAAGUUGAGCUGUGUAGUCGGCCAGUACCAUUUCCUUUCACAUAGAAUUCGUCUUAUUUUCGCCUCUCUUGAGUCAAGGAUGGAGAUGUUUUGAAUUUUGAUCUAUGGUUGAUUAUGUUUACUUUAUCUGUGCUCUGUUGAGUAUUCAUCGUUUGUUACUCCUGUUGGGGUGUAUGAUGGAUACACCCGACAGAAAAGAUGUAGACUGUUACUCCUUACCUGUAGAGAAAAGAUGGAAACUGUGUAGUCAACGAAGAAGAAAUAGCUUUCAGUCGCCCACAAGUUAAGUGGAUGUAACUUUCAUUACUCCUUAUAUGCCCUAUAUCUGAUAACUUUGUGGAUGUAUGAGCGUGCCUCUAGUGCUACAGGAAAGCACUCGAUCGUCACACGAAAACUUUUGUUUCCUUCUCAAAUUACUGUGGCCGAAGAG
Molecule: messenger RNA, 1453 nt
Organism: Marchantia polymorpha subsp. ruderalis
Lineage: Eukaryota; Viridiplantae; Streptophyta; Marchantiopsida; Marchantiales; Marchantiaceae
Source: the annotation of a GenBank genome assembly